Phlebotomus argentipes is the source of this 1429-nucleotide messenger RNA. RefSeq names its product type 1 phosphatidylinositol 4,5-bisphosphate 4-phosphatase. Bases 308 to 1051 code for a protein of 247 amino acids. Lineage: Eukaryota; Metazoa; Arthropoda; Insecta; Diptera; Psychodidae. Gene Ontology annotation, cellular component: lysosomal membrane; phagocytic vesicle membrane; plasma membrane. Gene Ontology annotation, molecular function: phosphatidylinositol-4,5-bisphosphate 4-phosphatase activity. Gene Ontology annotation, biological process: phosphatidylinositol dephosphorylation. The transcript is spliced from 5 exons. The record is from RefSeq and is a predicted model, not a curated record.
CUCGGUUCGCGGCCAACUUCACGCGCACCAGUUUUUGUUCUUCAUGUCAAAAUUUUGCAAAAUUAUUGUCAUUUUCUCAUUUAAUGCGGAAUUUGGGCAAUAAAUAGUGCCAUUUCCCACCCCAAACACCGUGAAAAGUACGUAGAUGCGCCUAGAGUGGCCGUAGGGGUGUUCUUUUGGUGGCGAAACCGCGGAAAUCAGGCGUGCGUGAGAGGGAGAUUUGUCAUCCUGCCUAUAUUGUUAUUUUUAGUCCGCAGUCUCGUUUCCGUGCGACUCCUGCGUGGCGUCCGGGCAUCAGGAAGGCGACAUGGCUGAGGAGACGCAGCAUCUGCUCCAGGGCGACGCGAUCAACUACAACGGGAACGACGGCGAUGUGGAGCGCAAUGCCCAAGGCGGAAACGCCACCACGGCGUCCUCAAUUGGGCCCGGGGAGCUCCCGCCCACCUUCCAGGCGGGCGCCGUGCCGAUGGUGACGUGCCGCGUGUGCCAGGGCAUGAUUGACAUCACCUUCAAGCGGGACCAGCACGUGGUGAAGUGCAAUCAGUGCAACGAGGCAACCCCCAUCCGGAACGCGCCCCCCGGCAAGAAGUACGUGCGCUGCCCGUGCAACUGCCUCCUCAUCUGCAAGAGCUCCUCGCAGCGCAUCGCGUGCCCGCGCCCCAACUGCAAGAGGAUCAUCAACCUGGCCCCCAGCCCCGUGACGCCGCCCGUGCCCUCAAUGCCCGGCAUGUGCCGCAUCACGUGCGGCCACUGCUCCGACACCUUUCUGUUCAACACUCUCAACAACUCCCUUGCUCGAUGCCCUCAUUGCCGAAAAGUGUCCAGUGUCGGUUCUGAGUUCUCGCGCGGCCGCGGCAUCUUGUUCUUCAUCAUUGGCAUCGUCUUUCUGGUCAUCGGCAUCGGCGUCACGGCCGGAACAUACUCAUAUGCGGCGAGUCACGGCGGAAUGUACGUGGCUUACAUCGGGGCUUUCCUAAUCGCACUCUUCCUGUUCGGGCGCAGCGUCUACUAUUGCACGCUGAAGACCAGCACAAUAGAUGGUCCAAUGUAAGGACGCUGCGCGGCUCCUCGGCGGCUAUGAGAAGACAUCUCUGGAUUGCAGACGAAGGCCACGCAUUGUGACACCAAAAAGAUCAAAGAGAGAGAGAGAGAGAUAACGAUGAUAAAGGCAUUCCUCUAAUUUUCUUUUCUUUCAUGUAUCCCUCGAGAGAAUCAUGCAAGGUUUAUCGACAGUAAAAACACAUAAACUAUAAAAGUAUCUAGCUCUUACCUUAUAAAUGUGAGAUGAAGAUGAUGAUGAAGAAGGAAAAACGAUUGAACAUAUUGUUGCUUUAUAAUAAUUAUUUUUUAACAUCAAUAUUUUUUUGUGAAAACUUGGGAAAUAUUAGUGAAAAUAUAUAAUUAUAGGGUAAAAAAAAAAAAAAAGGUG